AUGACCACCACCACCACCACCACACAAACAACCCAGACCUCGGAGUCAAGCCGGUUGAGGUUGGUGUCCAAACCUGGCUUAUAUAAGCAACACGAUAUACAAUAUACUGACACCACCUUUGCCUUUAGGAUCAACGUCGACGCUGACCCCGACGCCGAAUGGCUGAAUGACCUUUGCGAGAAUGGCUACGCCGUGGUCAAGGGUGCCAUCCCCCGCGAACGCGCGGUACAGUACCAACAGCGGGCGUUCGACUGGCUCCGGUCGUUCGGCAAAGGGUUGGACCUGGAGGACCGGUCGACCUGGACGGCCGAGCACCUGCCGGUGCAGAGCAAGCUCAACACCUUUGACAACUACUGCGUCGUGCACGAAAAGUUCAUGUGGGACGCGCGCCUCGAGCCGGGCGUUAUCGACGCCUUCACCAAGAUUUGGGGCACUGACGAGCUGUUGGUCUCGUUCGACUCCCUGAACGUCACGUUCCCCGGACGCAGCGAUAAACCGCCGCGGGCCCCCUGGCCGCACGUCGACCAGUCCCCUCACAAACGCGGCCUCCACUGCGUCCAGGGCAUCAUUAACCUCAGCCACGCUGGGCCGGAAGACGGCUCGCUCGUGGUGCUACCCGGGUCGCACAAAUACACGGCCGAGUUCUUCGAUACGCAGACCGACCGCGACUCGUGGCCCACUAUCGACUGGCGCCGCUUCAGCGAGGACGAGAUGGCGUGGUUCGCCUCAAAAGGUCUGAAGGCCGUCAAGGUCGAGGCUGAACCCGGCGACCUGAUCGUCUGGGACUCGCGCACCGUGCACUACGGGGGCGAGCCGACCGACAAGAGUGACGUGGUCCGGACCGUCAUCUACGCCUCGUACGCGCCCGCUAAGCUCGCGGCUCCGGAGGCCCUCGAGGAGAAGCGCCGCGUCUUCGACGUCCACGGCGCCACCACCCACUGGGCCCACGACAACAUCUGGCUGCGCCCGCAGCUCGCCCACCUGCCCGACGGCUCCCUUGACCCCCAGAACCGGUCGGAGCCGCUUGAGAAGCCCGAGUUGACCGACCGAUUGUUGCAAUUGGCUGGCUUGAAACCGUACUGA
Messenger RNA from Capronia epimyces CBS 606.96, 1083 nucleotides. RefSeq lists its product as uncharacterized. The transcript has a single exon. The record is from RefSeq and is a predicted model, not a curated record. The coding region runs from base 1 to 1083 and encodes 360 amino acids. Lineage: Eukaryota; Fungi; Ascomycota; Eurotiomycetes; Chaetothyriales; Herpotrichiellaceae.